This is a messenger RNA of Ostrinia nubilalis (European corn borer), 873 nucleotides long. RefSeq names its product ribosomal RNA processing protein 36 homolog. Bases 122 to 847 code for a protein of 241 amino acids. Gene Ontology annotation, biological process: maturation of SSU-rRNA from tricistronic rRNA transcript (SSU-rRNA, 5.8S rRNA, LSU-rRNA). The record is from RefSeq and is a predicted model, not a curated record. Lineage: Eukaryota; Metazoa; Arthropoda; Insecta; Lepidoptera; Crambidae. The transcript is spliced from 4 exons. Gene Ontology annotation, cellular component: nucleolus; 90S preribosome.
UAGUUAACGUUGCCAAAAUAAAAGAAGAAGAAGAAAUCUAGUUAAGUGUCUAGUUAGGUAGAAUUUUGUGAAAAAGCCAGCUGGUCUUUUAUUUUUCCAAAGUCGUAACAAAAAUAUUGCAAUGAAUAGCAGUGAAGAAGAAGUUGAUUCGUUGGAAGAAUCGAACGAUAAUGAGAGGACUGCUAUCAGAGCUGAGCUAUCAUCAUUAUCAUUUGAAGAACUGCAAAAACUGAAAGAACGGAUUGGUGCCAAAGUGUACAAUGAAGCUUUAUUUGGAAGUAAAAAAGUUACUGAAAAGAAACCUAAAGUCUUCAAAAGGGAGAACAAAAACAGGCCGCGUGAAGUGAGCGCUAAAAAACCGGUGCCAUUUUUGCUAGAUUGCACCACAAGUGCGCCGGUAAAGAAAAAGGAGGCCCGUGACCCCAGGUUUGACCCAUUAUGUGGACAAUUUGACAAGAAAGAAUUCUCAGAAAACUACAAUUUCUUAUCAGACAUACGAAUGAAUGAUAUCAAGGCAAUUCGGGCUGAAUUGAAAGAAACUACAGAUCCGGAAAGAGAAAAGAAGCUACGUAGGUUGUUACAAAGGCUUAAUGAACAGCACAGAGUGAGCAAGAGGAAGAAGCAAGAAAGGGAAGAAGCUCUGAAGCAGAGAACUAAAACAGAAGAGGAAUUUAGAGAAGGAAGACAGCCACACUUUAAGAACAAAUCGGAACUUCGAGUUGAAGCAUUAGUGAAGCAAUAUGAAGAAUUGAAGAAGGAAGGUGCAGGAAGAAUCCAACGCCAUCUCAAACGCAGGCAACAGAAGGUCAAGAAGAGGUCUCACAAAGCACCCACUGGUGUCAGUUGAGUUGCUCAAUAAAUUUGUUAACUUUA